ACCUCCCACUUUGCCACAACACCACCCAGAAAUGCUGCUUUUCAAAUAAGAAAAGCCACAGGGAACCCAAAGCCAGAGCCUACUCUGCCUCUGCUGUGAAGGUAUCAUUCCUGCAGAUUCUGUUUUACCUAUGAUGCUAUCUCAAGAUCCAAUCAUCUGUCUCUUUCAUAUGCCUACACUUGCAGCUGUUUGGAAUGCUCAAGGGAGGGAGUAUGGUAUGCCCCAGGGCAAAGAUGUCAGAGCACCAGUUAUGUCCAUUUAAGUAAACAAGGUAAAAUAUGUGAAUUUGACAAGCUAUCCAGAUGUCCAUAAAUUGUUCCAAAGAACAAAGGGUAGUGUAACAUUAAAUAAGUUGUGGUAUUUUCCAUAUUAAGGGUAUUUAUCUUGGUUAUUUAACUCUUGGAAUGAUUGACAGAAGGGUCUAUUGGUUGUGGAAGCGUUGCUUCCUUCCCAGGCUCUUUGAGCCCCUGUGCAGAUUUAAGUGUAUUUUUGUUAUAAUUUGCUCCACCUGUGUCUGUCAGUUCCUUUCCCCUUGCCUCCCCCCGUGAUAUUCUGGCUCAUGUGUCUCCAUAAAGCUCUAAGCCAGUUAUUAAUAACAGCCCAGUGAACCUCCUGAUCCACCAAGAGCAUAUGGUGUUUUCCACAGGAGAGAGCAUUCCCUUGACUUUGGACUUUGCUUCCUGAACCCCUGAACAGAACAGAUAAACUCACUGUGAAAAGGCCACACGGUGCAGCACUCAAGCUUCUAAUUGUCUCCAGGAACCAAGGUUGCUAAGAAACCACCUGUGCUGAAUGCACUGUAUUCUAGCAAGAGCAAACAGAAAAGCAAGGAACGGUGUCGUGCACUGCUACCUGGAACAAAUUCAGGAAACAGGAAUAUUCUGGAUAUGACUGGUAAAAACUGGAUAUUAAUUUCUACUUCUACCCCUAAAAAUCUAGAAGAUGAAUUUGUGGGACAACUUCUGAAAAUCUUAUUUGUAAUCUUCAUUGACUUAAUGUCUAUUAUGUAUGUUGUUGUAACUUCGUAAGAAGUUGACCACCUUUAUAUGUAAAUUGCAAAUUGAAUUUCCAUAAAUAAAAAUUUUUAUUUUAAG
Molecule: messenger RNA, 1094 nt
Organism: Ochotona curzoniae (black-lipped pika)
Lineage: Eukaryota; Metazoa; Chordata; Mammalia; Lagomorpha; Ochotonidae
Gene: MRLN
Product: myoregulin
Exons: 4
Coding region: 888-1028 (46 amino acids)
Source: RefSeq, a predicted model, not a curated record